AUGUCGAGCUCUGAUAGAGUUGUUGAUGCGAGUCUCAGGCAUAUGCUGAAGACAAGCAGGACAGAGAUCUCCAUGGCCAUCGAUGACCUCUUUCCAUUUCUUCAUGGACUGAUGGACAACGAUGUGAUCACUGAGCAAAUCUUCAAGGAAGCCUUACAACUGAAGGAACAGAAAGGCAACAAUAAAGCAGUAUAUGCCACACUGACAUGGUUGCUGGAGAGGAAUGAUUCAAAUAUCAACAGCUUCUGGAAGAAUUUAUUUAAAGAUUACAAUCUGGAACGGUAUCCCAAACUCCAGCCAGUCUACCACAGCUUCUUCAAGGACAUAGAUCUCAGUAAAAUGAGAAGAGGAAGAAAGAUGCUCAAAAUGUCCGGAAAUCAGGGGGUGACAACACCUCAGCUUAAAAGAAAGACUUCUGAGGAGAUGCAAGUGUCCUCAUCUGUCCUCAAUACAAAACGUGCCACCAGUAAAGUGACCCCAGGGACAACAACAAAGGAAAGAGUGCUGAGAAAAACAGAGACUGAGAACAUAAUCAGAAUCCCUCAAGGAAAUGGAAUGGUGGCACCAUCUGUUCCUGCCAACCUCUCAGCCAAUGAACGCCCUUGUGGGGAUGUUAAAGGAAUUCUCGUCAAACAAGCCCUUGAUGCAGGGAUAUCCAAAAAGUGUAUUAAAGUAGGUGGUGAGUUCUAUACUCCUGCUACAUUUGAAGAUAUCAGUGGAAAAAGCAGAAGCAAGAACUGGAAGGAAAGCAUUCGCUGCAAAGGAUUAUCCCUGUCAAAGUUAAAUAAGGUGAGUCAGAAAAAUGAUGAUGAGUGUGCUGUGUGCAGAGAUGGAGGAGAACUCAUCUGCUGUGAUGGGUGUCCCAGAGCCUUUCACCUCAGCUGUCUCAUACCCCCUCUCACUGAGAUACCCAGUGGUAUCUGGACGUGUUUGUCUUGCACUAAUGGAGAGGGUGAUGCGCGAGCGACUCUAAACCCUGUACCUGAGAAGAAUCAGCAGUGCCACAGUACAUCAGGAGUCCAGGUGCUGCUGUACAAGCAGAAACUUGUGGGCGAGUUGGAGCAAUUGCUGAAAGCAACGGCAGCAGCCAGUGGAAAGUAUCCUCGCAGUGCUGCACCUACAUUUUUAGCUGCAGCGCCAGUUACACCAACAGCAUCAUCAUCAGCAUCUGUCUCAUCAUCUACACCACUGUCCUCAUUAUUGACGGCACCUUCCUCAUCAUCAAUGCCAAUUUCUUCAUCACUGAUGAUAUCUUCCUCAUCAUCAAUACCAUCUUCCUCAUCAUCAGUAUCAUCUUCAAUGGUAACCUCAUCUGUGUCGUCAACAUCAUCUUCAUCACUGCCUUCAAUUUCCUUUGGUGGGAAUAAGAACCAGCAGGUUUGUGAGAAGCCAAAACACGAUCACAUGUGCAACAUUUGUAAAACAAGUGGGGAUUUAAAAUGCUGCACUCAGUGUCACAGAACCUUUCACCUGGAUUGCCACUUCCCUCCCAUCAAUGGCACCAAUAUCAGGGCAGGGAAAUGCAGCUCGUGCAUAAACAUGACAGCAGUCAAUAAUCCAAUUGAGCCAGUGUUGGAGCGUCAACUCUCAAAUCUGCAGGGAGCUCAGUCAACUGUCAUUGAAAACUCAACAGAAGGGGAUACUUACACAAACGAGCAGCUCUUCAACAAAGACGAAUUUGACUUAUUUCUGAGAGAGGAUUCAAUUGAUAACAUCUUGCAGUGGGCUCUGCAGAACAUUCCCAGACCCCUCAAUGAGAACCCAGGUUUUAUUUAUUAACAAGCACCAUUUGGUGCAGAAAGUGACCAGAAGUGCGACCACACUAAAGAUGAACAGCCAAACUUCAUUUCAGUCAGUCACGAAAGCAUCAGGAAAACUUAGAAUAAAGACAAAUUCAGUUUGUUUACUUUGAGGCACAUUGUUAUUAUCUGCUCCAUACAGUAUUAGUCAUUUCAAUGGAAAGCGGUAAUAUUCAUUAUGAAAUGCAGUGACACCCGAGAGCAAUACCGGAUCUAUUGCAAAAUUAUCAAAGAACUGGGAUAAUAUAAUAUUUUCACCCAUGGUAAGGAGAAUGGGUAAACUUUUUGACUAGAUCACCCUAGAUAAAUGAAAUUUUAUUUAAUUUGCAGUACAAGUGCAAUUUAAUGUACCUGCCAGUCAGAGGCAGUAAAAAUAAAAGUAUACCAAGGUGUGCUGUCACUCCUGAUGAUAGAAACUACAGUAUAUGAAAUAGUCCAUCUCAGUAAAACCUUUUGAUUAAUUGCUUUCCAUUUUUCUGCUAUUUGUACCUUGUAUACAGUAAUGAUGACAAGGAUCACAACCCAAAAAUUAGAAAUAAGGAAUACAUGUAAUUCAAAUGGUCCCAGUAAAAAUAAAUCAAGUACUCAAUGUAUAUCAUCUAAAAUGACCAAAAAA
Callorhinchus milii (elephant shark) is the source of this 2415-nucleotide messenger RNA. It is a transcript of the gene aire, whose product is annotated as autoimmune regulator. NCBI's taxonomy places the organism in Eukaryota, Metazoa, Chordata, Chondrichthyes, Chimaeriformes, Callorhinchidae. Bases 1 to 1779 code for a protein of 592 amino acids. Gene Ontology annotation, molecular function: DNA-binding transcription factor activity, RNA polymerase II-specific; translation regulator activity; DNA binding. Gene Ontology annotation, biological process: humoral immune response; regulation of transcription by RNA polymerase II. The record is from RefSeq and is a predicted model, not a curated record. The transcript has 14 exons. Gene Ontology annotation, cellular component: nucleus; cytoplasm.